GUGCGCAGGCGCGAGCGUUUGGGUCGGGACGCGCGCGGCGCUCGGUUGAAGCGGGAGUGAGUGAGUUCCUGGGCGUGCGUCCCGGCCGCGGGCGGUUGACUGAGCGGGUGACCCAGCGCCGCCUCUGCCGCCAUGGCAGCCCUGCGCUACGCCGGCCUGGACGACACGGACAGCGAGGACGAGCUGCCCCUGGGCUGGGAGCAGAGAACCACCAAGGACGGCUGGGUUUACUAUGCCAAUCACACUGAGGAGAAGACUCAAUGGGAACAUCCGAAAACUGGAAAAAGAAAACGAAUAGCAGGAGAUUUGCCGUAUGGAUGGGAACAAGAAACCGAUGAGAAUGGACAAGUGUAUUUUGUUGACCAUAUAAAUAAAAGAACUACAUAUUUGGACCCAAGAUUGGCAUUUACUGUGGAUGAUAACCCUACAAAGCCAACCAACAGGCAGAGAUACGAUGGUAGCACCACAGCCAUGGAAAUACUCCAGGGCCGGGACUUCACUGGCAAAGUGGUUGUAGUUACUGGAGCUAAUUCAGGAAUAGGGUUUGAAACCGCCAAGUCUUUUGCCCUCCAUGGUGCUCAUGUGAUCCUGGCCUGUAGGAAUAUGACCAGAGCCAAUGAAGCCAUGUCACGCAUUUUAGGAGAAUGGCAUAAAGCCAAGGUGGAAGCAAUGACCCUGGACCUCGCUCUGCUCCGCAGCGUGCAGCAUUUUGCUCAAGCGUUCAAGGCCAAGAAUGUGUCUCUGCAUGUGCUCGUGUGCAACGCGGCGGCUUUUGCUCUACCCUGGAGCCUCACAAAAGAUGGCCUGGAGACCACCUUCCAGGUGAAUCACCUGGGGCACUUCUACCUGGUCCAGCUCCUGCAGGAUGUCUUGUGCCGCUCAGCCCCAGCCCGGGUCGUUGUGGUCUCCUCGGAGUCCCAUAGAUUUACAGAUAUUAAUGAUUCCUUGGGAAAACUAGACUUCAGCCGCCUCUCUCCAUCUAAAAACGACUACUGGGCCAUGCUGGCUUACAACCGGUCCAAACUCUGCAACAUUCUCUUCUCCAACGAACUCCAUCGCCGCCUGUCCCCUCGAGGGGUCACGUCGAACGCAGUGCAUCCAGGAAACAUGAUGUACUCCUCCAUUCAUCGCAACUGGUGGGUGUACACGCUGCUGUUUACCUUGGCCAGGCCUUUCACCAAGUCCAUGCAACAAGGAGCUGCCACCACCGUCUACUGCGCCGCUGCUCCCGAGCUGGAGGGCCUGGGAGGCAUGUAUUUCAACAACUGCUGCCGAUGUCUGCCCUCCGCGGAGGCUCAGAGCGAGGAGACAGCCCGGGCCCUGUGGGCGCUCAGCGAGAGGCUGGUCCAAGAAGGACUCGGCAGCCAGGCCAGCUAAGUGGGAGCGCCAGCAAGGACCCGCACGCGCCCCGCUGCCAACGUGGGCCCUCCCAGCUCCUUACCCAAGGGCCUUCCCGCGUCCCUCCGACACCGAUCUGCCAGAGUAAAGAAAAUACGGGUCGUCACAACAGACUGGAAAAUGUUAGUUACCGAUGGGAGGCACGGAGUUCAUUCCAGGGGCAAAGGGACGAUGACUCUCUUCUGGGGCUGGCCUAGGCCUGGGUCCUUUGCUUUCCUGGUGGUGGCCUGUUUGAAAGUGAAUGCUUAGCUGAUAUGCAGGGUCCUCGUUUCACUGUAGAAGUCAGAGCAAGUCCGUCUGUUUAGAACAGUCCGGUGCCUCCUGUCCCACCCAGCCACCACCACAGCCACAGCCUCCAGUGGCCACACGGCGGCCGGGCGCUUUCUCCUGUCUGGGGAAGAAAAAGUGAGUGUUUAACCUUCUUUGCUGCUGCAUCGAUCCAGGAGAUCAUUGUUUCAUCCACUCUGACCAAGUCCAAGUGGGCUUGGCAACUCCUGGGGAAAGGCCUCUGAACCUUGUUCCCCUCAGCCAAGGUGGAGGUGACACUGUGACACUGAGAAACCGGUGGCAUAGACGGAGCUACGAGUCACAGAGGCAGCAGUCCUUUGACUCCCUUGCCAAAUGAUCCAAAAAUUCUUUUGAGAUUAUAGCAAAUGAA
Molecule: messenger RNA, 2056 nt
Organism: Miniopterus natalensis
Lineage: Eukaryota; Metazoa; Chordata; Mammalia; Chiroptera; Miniopteridae
Source: RefSeq, a predicted model, not a curated record